Chanos chanos (milkfish) is the source of this 1683-nucleotide messenger RNA. It is a transcript of the gene nif3l1, whose product is annotated as NIF3 NGG1 interacting factor 3-like 1 (S. cerevisiae). The coding region runs from base 84 to 1436 and encodes 450 amino acids. NCBI's taxonomy places the organism in Eukaryota, Metazoa, Chordata, Actinopteri, Gonorynchiformes, Chanidae. The record is from RefSeq and is a predicted model, not a curated record. The transcript has 7 exons. Gene Ontology annotation, cellular component: cytoplasm; mitochondrion.
CGCCCCCUUUCCUAGUUCUUUAGACUUAACAGCAACAUCUGCACAAAUAUCUCUAAUAUCUUUGAAGUUGUCUCCUCACACUCAUGUUUGCUGGAUAUAGAGCAGCCUCUGGAAGACUCCUCAUAGUGACACACAAAGCUUUUCACCUCAUCCCCAGCUCAAGCUACACUUAUAAAGCCAUAGCCUCUGCUUCUCUGCCUGCUAUUAAGUUUUCAUCCUCCUUCCCUCUCUCAUCUUCCUCUUCCUUCUCGGAGCCAUCUCGCACUCAUCUUUGGCGUUCAGUCCCUCUCAGAUUUGUCUCUCCUCGUCUGCAUUCUUUUGCCUUCUCAUCGCCAUACCAGCCUCUGAAACUUUCUUGCUGGCAUUCUCAAUUUGUCCGCCCUACCGGCUCCAUGGAUUUGAAAGAGGUUUUGGAUAUUCUCGAGCAGCUUGCCCCUCUGUCAUUGGCCGAAUCUUGGGAUAAUGUUGGCUUGUUGGUGGAGCCCAGCAAACCUCGUCAAAUCAGAACCAUCCUCCUGACCAAUGACCUCACGACCUCUGUUAUGGAUGAGGCUGAAGCAAUGAAAUGCGACCUGAUCAUCUCAUAUCACCCACCUCUGUUUCGUCCAAUUAAACGUUUGGUUCAGAAGGACUGGAAGCAGCGGCUCGCUGUCAGGGCUGUGGAAAGUGGGAUAGCAGUUUAUUCACCCCAUACAUCUUGGGACAGUGUGAAAGGCGGAGUUAAUGACUGGCUGCUCGGAGGAAUGGGUAGUGGAUGUGUGUCUGUGCUCAGUCAAGCUCUUUGUAGCACCCCUCAGAGGCACAGACUGGACUUUAAAGUAAAGAAUCAGGAUGAACUCAGCAACAUCAUGGCCCAGCUGAGAGAGACUGACAGUAGUGGUACACUACAGCACACCAUGCUCAGCCCUGAGGAAGGUGUGUAUCUUGUGAACGUGACUUGUCCCAGCUCAGCACUGACCUCUACUGUUCAGAUACUGUUAGGACAUGCCACUGUCAGCCAAUCCCUCAACAUUGUUCAGCUUCAGCAGCCCCCUCUUUUAGGCUGUGGUCAGGGGCGACUCAGCAUUUUAGAUGAACCAAUAUCUGUGGCAGAGUCAGUCCAGCGUAUGAAGCUGCAUCUAGGGCUGAGUCACCUGAGACUGGCCCUGGGUAACCAGCAAACCUUAGAGUCCACUGUGAAAACUGUCGCUGUGUGUGCUGGUUCUGGAGCCUCUGUCUUACAGGGAGUAAAAGCAGACCUUUAUAUCACAGGUGAGAUGUCUCAUCAUGAGGUCCUGGAUGCUGUUGCCAAAGGAACGAGUGUUAUCCUAAGUGACCACAGCAACAGUGAGAGAGGGUUUCUAACUGUAUUUAAAGAAAGGCUGGCUGUACGUCUACCGGAAUCAGUUACCGUAGCGAUUUCCCAAAGAGACAGAGACCCACUGGAGGUGGUCUGAAACCACUCUGUUGAACAGUGUCCAUCAGAGGAGUUUAAAUGGAUACUUGCUUAGCUGUCAGUCACGUACUGAUAACUUUUUGCACCAUGUUUUGUGCAAGAGAUACUCCCGUGUUAAGUAUUGUUCUGAAGUAUGUAUCAAUUAAGGUGUGCAGUGACAUAGCAAGCAAUGUUCUAAAAUAAUAUCAAAAGGAAAAAACUAUGUAUCUCUCAUUCACGGGAAAUGUCACUUAGUUGAAUGAAGUAAA